AUGUCGGCUUCAGAGAGCAGGUUUGACAACGGAGCACUGGAAGAGCAACGCCGCUGGUCAGCCAGUGGAAUGUUUCGAAACACAUGGCAACGGAUGAACGAAUGGGGCGACGAAAUUGAGCGCCGCCAUUUCGACGGAAACUUUGUGGGUAGUCUGGUAGGUGCUCCGAUGAGGGCAGGACAGGUGAUGAAUGAGUGGGGCGAUGACUUUGAACGCCGCCAUUUUGAAGGCGACUUCCUUAGUGCCGUAUCGAGGGCGCCUGUUGCAGCUGGUGAGGUACUUUCUGAAGCUAUUGGCCAAAUAGUUGACAGCUCCUUGGAAUUGCCAGUUGACUCCGUGGAACCCUGGAUGACACCCGGCUUCGAUGCGGAAGCUUUCGUGUCCUUCCAUCCCACCGCUGCCAUGGAGGAUGCGCCGCACGUAGAGGAAGCAAGAGGUCCCUCCCCACCCUCCCCAGCCGCCCCUGAUGUGCCCUCGUCCGAACACUCACCCGAGCACUCCCCCGCACGUUCGGAGCGCAGGAACUCCAGCUCGAGCACUGGUGGCCGAACAGUGGACGAAGUUGCAGCCUUCAUGUCCAGUCUGCCCGAUGGUGCAGAAAUGGAGAGAGUGGCUGAGGAGCUGCAGGUGCAGUUGCAUGCUGAGCAGGCCAAACGGCAGGGACGCUAUGAGGCACUCCGUGCGCUGAAGGUGGCCUUGCUGCAGCUUCCCCGUGAGGCUGCCCAGGAGAAGGGCUUGGCAGAUGAAGCUGCGGGCGCUCGGGCAGAAGCGGCUGCCAGGGCUUGUGCGGCUCAGCGCGCUCUGCAAGCACUGAAAGAGAACCACCAGCAAUUGCAAGAGAAGCUGGAGGCACAGGUAGAUCAGCGUGAGCAGCUCGAAGCUGCUGCCGCAGCGGCUCGGGCCGCUGUAGAGCGUGCUGCCCAGCUGGCGGCCUCAGCAUGCCGGGAAUGGGCCAGGGAUGGUCCAGAAACCGAUGCAUUGAAGUCUUCGAAGAUCGAGCUGGCAGAGCUACUUGCAGAGCUCGACGAGGCGCGUCUCCAUCGCCGGCGCGAGCUGAAGGCUUUGCAGCAGGAGGUGGAGACCCUCGAGCGGGAGAACCAGUGGUUUCGCUCCGGAGGUCAUGAUCAAUACGAGGCGCCUGCAUCUUUCACGGCUUCCCUCAGGAAGCUGUUCAAGGUGGCCAUUGGCAAAGGGGAUGCCCCGGACAGUACCCCGACUAGCACUUCAUCGCCGUCGGCAUGA
This is a messenger RNA of Symbiodinium natans, 1242 nucleotides long. The record is from the annotation of a GenBank genome assembly. NCBI's taxonomy places the organism in Eukaryota, Dinophyceae, Suessiales, Symbiodiniaceae.